CAAUUGAAUCUGCGCAGGGAAGGUUCGGCCCAUCUCCGGCUGAGGCGGCUGAGGCUGAACUUGAGCUUGAGCUUGAGCUUGAGCCGGUGGUACCUGCCACUUGUUUCCAGUCUGUCCCGGUGGCUGGAACUCUAACCCAGGAUUGACGACCCGCUGCCGAUUAUCGCCGUCCAUCUUCAAGUAUUCCAUCGUAACUUCGGAGGGUAUUAUAUCUUAUUCCUAAAUCGCUUUAUGUUCUGACCGGCUUAUUGUUGUAAGAUCUAGAAAUCGAAUUGCUGAUCUUAUGCUUUGGAGUUUGGUUAAAUAAUGGCUGCGGUCGGAAGUCAGUUGAAGAAGUCUAGCGUUGGUGGUUCAGGACGGAGUAAGGAAGAAGGAGAAAUGCCAGACGAGGAGCAGCUGGAACUAAGUAUGAAGCAGCUGAAUCUCCUACACAUCAAGUGCCGGGAACUGAGAACAACUAUCCAGCGCAUGCUCGAGGCUAUCCCGAACAACUCUACUGCUGAGGAAGUCUAUGAGUGUUUCGUUAAGUCAGUCGUCACCGCAAGCACUCAGAUUAAAGACUUCAAUACCCUUUACAACAGCGAGGAGAGCAAGAGGGUCUUUGAUCAAGCUAAGAAGAGUCGCGAUGCCAACCCUAAAGGCAUCAAACCUUGGCGUGCUAAAGAUCACCCCGACUGGUUGGAUCUUGCUCAAUAGAGCUCCCUCCACUUGAUUAAUAGAGGUUGAUAUUUUUAUAAAAAAACAGUCGACAUCACCGGGCCGGGCUACAGGGUUUUCUAGUGUUUCGGCAUUAUAGCGGCGUUUGGUCAACGGCAUAGUGGCGUUACGGUGGGUUCAUGCUUACGUAGAUAUCCAACAUACACAAUACCGCCUAAAAGACAUUGAUAUGGAAGUUCCAUUGUGCUUGAUAUCUCAUUGUACUAUGUUAUUUAUGUGGCUAUCUUAAGGAACUACGUAGGUUAAGUAUGACGAGGCUGUACUCAACCACGUUUAUCAAAAACUAGAUCUUUUUUGGACAUUGGAGAGAGUUGUGUACAUAGGUGCAUAUUGCUGACCUACUAACUUCAAUGUUCUCUUCCUCAAGAUUGGUCUCUUCGUAUCUUCAUAGUAUCCAGAUCGCUCCAUAUUAAGUAAAGGAGUCAUUCAGGCCUGACCCAUUUUGGAGAGUUUUAUGUAAUGAGCUUAGGAC
Daldinia decipiens is the source of this 1189-nucleotide messenger RNA. RefSeq lists its product as uncharacterized. The transcript has 3 exons. Lineage: Eukaryota; Fungi; Ascomycota; Sordariomycetes; Xylariales; Hypoxylaceae. The record is from RefSeq and is a predicted model, not a curated record. Bases 307 to 696 code for a protein of 129 amino acids.